GCUCAACUGUCAGACAAUUUUGGUUCAAACGCCCGCCAUGUCCGAAAUUUUCAACUCGGACCCCUUCGUCCCGCCCGCGCUGGCCGCGCCGGCCACGCGUACUCGUUCUGCGCCCUCGCACCGUCCUGUGUGGGAGCAGAACGAGAGACGGGGCUCCCUGCCGUGGCUGAAGGGGUGCGGCUAUGCGUUGCCGCUUUGCGCGCUCACCGCCAGCGCCCACGUCGCGCGCCGCACGGGCUCCCGACCGCGCGGGCGGGGAGGUGCCCGGUCUGUGCUGCGCGCGGCCUCCCGGCGGGAGGUGGCUGCUGCGCUGGUGGCGGCAGCUGAGCUCCCCUCGGCGGCCUCGGCCGAGAAUCAGACGUUGGGACUAUCCUGGCUGCCCAUUGAUGAGGAGCCACAGACUGAAGAGAUUUUCGAACGUUUCGAGUCUGACAAGCAAUGGUCUGUGGACUUCAUCGUGUACCUCGCGCGGAUUUUGCUGAACUAUGAUCAAGGCUCUGCUGCGUGGUGGCACCGGGAGGUCGUCCCCACCGUGGACGCCACGCUGCCCGCGCGCGCCGCCAGCGCCGUGGAGCAGCAGCGCUGGCAGCAGCAGCGGGCCGCCAAGCUGCGGGACGUCUUCGCGGACUACGCGGCCAGCGUGGAGAUUGGUUUGAGAAGAUAUCAAGAGGAAGGCCGGCGCAAGUCGGGGCUCCUGAAGAAGCUCGUAGACCGCUAUGGGGAAACCCAGGAAGGCCGACGGCAGUUGGCCUUGGCCUUUACCUUGCUGGAGGAUCAGCCCCUGGAGUUGCUGUCCAGCCUGUUGAGCUCUUUGCAGCUGGACAACCGCCUGCAGGCGGUCUUUAGUCCCGCUUUGUCGGACUACCUGGCGAUGGACCCCACGCGCUUGCUGCCCAAUACCCAAUUCCCCGUCUGGAACGGCGGCUUGCAGCGGUGGGUGAUCCCUGGCUUCCAGAAGGCCCAACCUUACAAGAGCGCCUUCGACGAGAUGGACCAAGGUGCGGCCGUCAGCGUCUUCGGUGUGCGCGGCGCAGAGGUCGUCACCAAGGAGCGUCAGCUCAAUCCGCAAGACUAUGCGCUUUUUGCGCUUUCGGGCGCCUUCGGCUGCUCUUUGACCCACUCCUUGGUGAUCCCAUUGGAUGUGGUGAAGACCCGACUGCAGACGAGCCCAGGUCGCUUUAAGAAUGCGAAUUUGCUCUCUGGAAUGCAAGAGAUCUAUCAAGAAGAGGGCCUUGGAGGAGGCCUUGGAGGUCUUCUGGCUGGUUGGGAGCCCACCAUCUUAGGAUACCUUUGGUAUGGCAUCACAGUCUAUCCUGGCUACGAGUUCUUCAAGCGUUUGUUCUUGUCGCUCUUCCCCCAGGAGGAGCUUCGAGUGUUGCUGGUCUUGCUCAGCGGAGCUGUGGCCACAGUCUUUGCUUGCUUUGGCGUGUGCCCUGCGGAGGCCUGUCGGAUCCGCAUGGUGGCAGAUCCGGAGCUCAAUUCCUUGGGCCUACUCAAGGUGAUCCAGGUCAUCAGCGAGCAAGAUGGCCCCGGGGUCUUCUACGAUGGGCUCAGUACAUUGCUGGUACGUCAGGUGCUCUUUGGCAUGAUGAAAUUUCUGGUCUUCGACUACUUCGCAGACUUCGUCUUCGAUUUGCAGCCGGUGCUGGCGGAAAAGGUGGAGACGCAGCUCUUGGUGUCUCUUUUGUCUGGAGCUGUGGCAGGCAUCGCAUCUUCGAUCGUCUCCCAGCCGGCUGAUACCAUUCUGACGCGAAUGAAUCAGAGUGAAGGCCGUGCCUUCUUCUUCGACACGGGCCGCGAGAUCUGGGCCGAGCGGGGCCUCGGUGGCUUCUUCGCGGGGCUCGGCAGCCGCUCCGUUUGGGCCGCCUGCAUCAUCAGUGGUCAGUUCUUUCUGUACGACCUGUGCAAGAGCUUCCUCGGGGUCAAAGAUCUCCGCAUGUUUUUGAACGUGCAGGUGUAGUAUGCCCGGGGCCGUGGCCCAUGAGAGAAAGAAAUCAUGGCGUGGGAACCACACCGGAUUCCCUGCGGAUGAGCCUGCGUAGCUCUGGCCUUGACCACAGCAAAGCCAGUUCUCAACAAAC
Durusdinium trenchii is the source of this 2081-nucleotide messenger RNA. The record is from the annotation of a GenBank genome assembly. Lineage: Eukaryota; Dinophyceae; Suessiales; Symbiodiniaceae.